AUGGGGAAGAAGCAGCACGCUAAGGACCGGCUGUAUUUAACGACAAAGGAAUGGAAGGAGGAGUGGGGUGGUGCAAAGGCGGCGGGCAACGUGCAGCUCACGAAGCUGCCGUUUCAUUGCUGCGCGAUCAGCUUCACCCCCUUCGAAGACGCGGUGUGCACAGCGGACGGAUCAGUCUUCGACAUCGUGAACGCCGUUCCGUACAUCCAAAAGUACCACCGCCACCCAGUAACGGGGGAGCCCCUCGAGUUGAAGGAUUUGAUUCAGCUGAAGUUCCACAAGAACGCCGAAGGAUCGUAUCACUGCCCCGUCAUGAACAAGGUCUUCACGGAGCACACACACAUUGUGGCUGUGAGGACCACUGGCAACGUGUAUUGCUACAAGGCUGUUGAUGAGCUGAACAUCAAGCCAAAAAACUGGAAAGAUUUGCUGACUGACGAACCCUUUCAUCGAAAGGACAUCAUCCACAUACAGGAUCCUUUGAAAGUGAGGGACGUCAGGGAGUUUGACCACAUAAGGAAGAAUCUGAUUGUUGAGGAGGAACAGGCUGACGAGAAAGAUGUGUUUCGGAACAUCAGUGACGACACCAAGAGAGCACUGGAGUCUUUGAACACAGCUGCUUCUCAGGCUGCUUUCCAAGCUGGAGGAGGUGGCCGUCACGCACAGGCAAGGCAGCUUCUUGCGGAGGCUAACGCCAAAGAGAAGGCCAGGAAGGAGGGCAAAUCUGACAAAGUGGCAAAAACAGGUCAAGGAGACUGGCGCUUGCAGCCACCUGAGAGACAACAGCUGAUGCCGAUGAAGCCAGGGGCGUCAACAUGGGACACUGACGAUUACACCCAGCCAGAAAGCAAGUCGAAGAAACGAAAGCGACUGGCUGCAGCUCAGGGGGAAAAUGCAAACGAGCCAGCUAAAGCCAAGAAACCCACACCUAAGGAACUGUAUGAGAAACACGUGAAAUACGUGGAAGCUAAUGAGACCACCGGUGCCAUGUCUCGUGCAUUCACUUCGACGGUCAUGGCCUCGACCACAAAGAGUGAGAGACGACUCAUACGCCUGGACAGGAAUCCCAAGAAGAAGGGCUACUUGCGGAUGCACACUAGCCUGGGCGACCUGAACAUCGAGCUCCAUUGCGACAUUGUCCCACGGACAUGUGAAAAUUUCCUUGGCCUUUGUGAGAUGGGGUAUUAUGACGGGGUUGUAUUCCAUAGAAGCAUCAAGAAUUUUAUGGCUCAGGGAGGUGACCCUACGGGAACAGGCAAGGGAGGUGAAUCCAUCUACGGGCCCACUUUCACGGAUGAGCUGGACUCUAGGCUCACGCACUCUGGCCGUGGCGUCCUGAGCAUGGCGAACUCGGGACCCCACACCAACGGCAGCCAGUUCUUCAUACUGUACAAGUCAGCGCAUCAUUUGGAUUUCAAGCACACAGUCUUUGGCAAGGUUGUGGGUGGCCUAGACACCCUGACUGCCAUGGAGAAAGUCAGUACCGAUGACGAAGACCGACCCACUCAGGCGAUCACCAUCACCGGCGUGACAGUAUUCACCAACCCAUACCGGGAGAUGGAGGAGCAAGAAGGGAAAGAAAAGGAAGACGAAGAACGCAAGGCGAAACAAAUGGAAGAGGACGAUCGCAAAGGCCUGUGGUUCAGCGAUCCGGGGCGACAAGCCCGCCAUGAAAAAAUGCAGUCCUUGGCAGACUUGAAGACGGGUGGGUCGGAGGUUGGUCGAUAUUUGAGAAUGCCGGCAUCUUCUUCUGGGCUUGGCAAGGCUCUGGAUCAUAAUCUUAAAACCAGUGAAUCCAACGGUGGAAAGGGAACCGAACACGAGCAGAGAGAUGCCGGUGGGCAGGCGCCCAAGCAGGCCAAGAAAUCUGGCAACGGUUAUGGCAAUUUUGACAAUUGGUGA
Ostreobium quekettii is the source of this 1902-nucleotide messenger RNA. NCBI's taxonomy places the organism in Eukaryota, Viridiplantae, Chlorophyta, Ulvophyceae, Bryopsidales, Ostreobiaceae. The record is from the annotation of a GenBank genome assembly.